AUGCCGAAAUCAGGCGCUCAUCAGCCGCUGGUUCGACACGAUACUGAUGAUGGAGCCGACACAGGACAAUCGGUCAAAUCCCUGGCGGAUGUGUCCGAAGAGGAGAUUGAUAGUCGAAUGAGCAGAAGGUCAUCGGUUAUUGCUGACCUGCUUUCCCUCUUCCGACGUUCAUCCAGUGUUCUUGUUCGCCCACAUACCCGAUUAGGAAACCCGAAUUAUGACGAUGAUGACGACGAAUUCGACGAAGAAGACGACAAAGAGGCAUCCAAAGAUCGAAUACUCAAGAAAAUUCAGCAGAAGAAAGAGAUUAUACAAAAGUUGCGCGGUCAGCCAUGGUACAUGCGAAGGAAACGGAGAACAUUGAAAGUGGCUCAAAAGCAUCUACAGCAGCAAGAGGCGAAGGUGUCCAAAGCUAGGUUAUAUAAAGCAGAAGCGGGACGGCGGUUAACACAAGCUAGCCGGUGGUUGGAUAAUUUGAAAAUUUAUCUUAUUCCUUGGGAGGCAAAAAUUCGAAAAAUUGAGAGCCAUUUUGGUUCGGUCGUGUCCUCAUACUUCACUUUUCAUCGAUGGGUUCUUGGUGUCAAUAUCACUAUCACUUUUAUCAUGUGCAUGUUUGUUGUUAUUCCAGAGGUUCGGUUUCUGUUUUUUGGAAUCUUGAUAUACGGUUUAUUUCAGUGGCUCGCCGACUCCAGAACUCAAUUCGGAGAUGAUAGAUACAACAAGACAAAGUCUAUCAAGGUCAUGCCACCAGCGGUUCGCGCCAGAGCCGAUGAGCUUUCCACAGUCUGGGAUUUUGGGGGCUACUUUCAAUACUCGUUGUUGUUCUAUGGUUUCUACUCAAAGGAGACAUUUUUCGGUGAAACGAUCAAAUAUCGCGUUCCUGUUGCCUAUUUCUUUUGCAAUAUUUUUAUUCUAGGAUUUUCACUUUUCAUCAUUCUCAGAAAGAUGGCGGCUAACAACCGUCGAGGAACAUUAUCAUCCGGAAAAACGCAACAGUAUCUUUUCAAUUGGAAAGCUUUCACCGGAUGGGAUUAUACAAUUGGUAACCCCGAAACCGCUGGAAAUGUGUACAUGGCAAAUGUGAUCAAGUUCCGUGAGGCUAUAAACGAUGAUAAACAGAAACCAAGUGAUAAACAUCCGUGGAUUCGUUUUGUGGCUCGUGUGCUCACGAAUUUGUUUAUUUGUGGAAUGUACGUUUUCUCAAUCUGGGCUAUCAUGCAAUGCGGUACACUUAAAGGCGAACAUUUUUUCGCCCAGGUUAGUUUUCCAAAAACUGAAAAUUUAUAUUUUUCCGAGUUCCAGAACGCCACAGCCAUUACCAUCUCUCUGAUUACAUUGGUUUUCCCAAAUAUAUUUGAUCUACUUGGAAAAAUUGAGAAGCUCCAUCCAAGGAAUGCGCUGCGGUUCCAACUUGGAAGAGUUCUGGUUCUCUACAUUCUCAAUUACUACACUUUGAUUUAUUCGUUAAUGCUACAAUUGGAAAAUCUGCAAAAAGAGAAGAAUGAGUUUGACAGGCCUAGUACCACAACAGUUGCUCCAAAUGCUGAUACUUUGGCUAGGUGGGUUAAUAUUGAGAUAAGUAUACGUGACACUCUGUUCCCUCGAUAUCCUGUUAACAACACACCUCAUACUUACUACUCCUACACACCUGUGACCACUACUCCAAUACCAUCCACCAACUCUUGGACUACGGUACUUCCGGAUUUUGGACCGUUUGGUGUUUACAACCCAAAAGCUUCUGUCACAAAAGAUGAUACCGUGUUCUCGUCGCCAGUAGUAGAGACUCAUCAAUUUGGGCCGAAUUCUGACUGGAAUGAAACUACACCAAAUGCAGCUAGCCCAACUGGAGCAACUACCCGUGCAUCACUGCGCUUAUCUCAAGGAGGUCUCUGCUGGGAGACAAUUAUAGGACAAGAAAUCACAAAGCUAGUCACCAUGGAUCUGUACAUGACCGUGGCUUCAAUUUUCCUCAUUGACUUUCUUCGUGGACUAGCAUGUCGUUACCUGAAUCUGUUUUGGCCGUGGGAUUUGGAAAGAACUUUUCCAGAAUAUGGAGAAUUCAAAGUAGCAGAGAACGUGCUCCAUUUGGUUAACAAUCAAGGAAUGAUCUGGCUUGGUCUCUUUUUCGUCCCUCUACUCCCGAUGCUUAAUAAUAUCAAGUUGAUUAUACUGAUGUAUAUCCGAGGAUGGGCAGCGAUGACUUGUAAUGUGCCAGCUAGUCAAAUCUUCCGCGCCAGUCGUUCUUCCAAUUUCUUUUUCGCCCUUCUCAUACUAUUUCUGUUUCUUUGUACUCUUCCAGUCGGAUUUGUGAUCGCCUCAAAGACUCCUAGUAAAAGUUGCGGACCAUUUGGAAAUCAAUCGUUUUUCUACAGUGUAAUUACUGAUGUUCUCCAUGAGAACUUGGAUAAGACAUUGGUCAAUGGAAUCAAGUACAGUUUGUCCCCUGGAAUUAUCAUCCCGGUUCUUGUUUUGUUAUCACUGGUUAUUUACUUCCUCAUUGCAAUGGUGACCGGUUUGUCGCAAGCGAAUCAGGAUUUGUCUUUUCAACUCAUGGUGGAAAGAACAGAAGAAAAGAAAAAGAUCUUCGAACUUGCUGGUGGAAAAAAGAAAAAGAGCAAAGACAACACAUUCGGAAAACAAAAGCCCAAGCAGCUCCUUUCUCCUCCAACCAAAGGAGUGUCUUCUGAUGACGAUUCUCAACACAACCGAUCGACCGCUAAAAGUGUUUCUGGCCGUCAGUUUGUUCCAUCCCUAGGAUCAGUCUCAGAAGUGGAUCAUAGUACCGGAGAAGAACAGUCAUCUGAUACUGAAUCUACAACAUCUUCUCUCCCACCUAAAUUAUCACUCCGACAGAAAUUCCUAGUUUGUAUUGGUUGGGCAGAUCCAAGGAAGUAUGAUAGACGAAGCGAUGAUAUUGAAAUGGAAGAAGGUGGUGGUAGAAUUCGUGAGCUAUCAACCGGAUCUGACAGUGACUCGGAUGAUGAAGACAGUGAGAAAAGGUGUGGAAUUUCAUCGAAAGAACCUUUGACCUGUACAGUUAACUUCAGAAAUUCCGAAAGCCGAUACCUCCUCCCUCCAGAUGGGUCUCGUCCGGCGUCCAGAGAAAGGUCUGAAAACCAAAGUAAAAGAAGUUCAGCAAGUCGACGAACCAGCAACCGCGACAUGUCAUAUCGUACAGCAAUCCAGUCAUUCGAUCAAAAUUCACAAUCAGCAUCCGGGUCUUCUUCAAAGUCUACAACAACGGCUCCAUCGAAUUCGGAGAUGAGAAUUGAAAUAAACGAAAAUCCGCUUCGCACAUAUGUCACUCCACUCAGAAUUGAGAAGAAAAGUUCCGCAAGCUCUUCAACAAGCUCUCAUCCGCCAUCAUCUUCCAUUGAGAAGCAAGCAGCAAGAAGACUCCUUCAACCAAUCAGUACUACACAUAAUAUUCGCUAUGGAGUGGCUACUGUAGAAAACUCAUCCCAAGAUCCCACUCGCCCUCCUUCAACUGAUGAUUCUCUUGGAGACCCCGCACUUCAUGAUCCUCUUUGGGCAAACUUGAAUCCACACAGCAGUUACACGUCGGCUAUGAUGUCGCCAAUCAUGAAUGAGUUCAUGUCUAACGACGAGACGACAGACGACGAGAAGGGACGUUUGAUUCCGGAUAGACCACCAAUUCCACACUCGCCCAGAGAGCUGAAAAGAUUAAAGCGUGAGAAGGACCAAUCCGAAGGCGGAAGCAAGCCAAGCUCAUUAUUCCAGACACCCCGGCCCCCACGGUUCAGGAUAUCCAUGUCGCCUCCAAGAAAGCCACCAUCAGAGAAAAAUGACUCCGACAGCUCCAAUCGAAAAUAUGAGAUGAGAGUUGAGAAGUCACCAAAGAAACCGAAAAAAUCAGAAGAUUCAAAGUGA
This is a messenger RNA of Caenorhabditis briggsae, 3891 nucleotides long. It is a transcript of the gene Cbr-tmc-2, whose product is annotated as Protein CBR-TMC-2. Gene Ontology annotation, molecular function: mechanosensitive monoatomic ion channel activity. The record is from RefSeq and is a predicted model, not a curated record. The transcript has 21 exons. Bases 1 to 3891 code for a protein of 1296 amino acids. Lineage: Eukaryota; Metazoa; Nematoda; Chromadorea; Rhabditida; Rhabditidae. Gene Ontology annotation, cellular component: plasma membrane.